Messenger RNA from Synchiropus splendidus (mandarinfish), 1784 nucleotides. RefSeq names its product nicotinamide riboside kinase 1 (gene nmrk1). The record is from RefSeq and is a predicted model, not a curated record. Gene Ontology annotation, cellular component: cytoplasm. Lineage: Eukaryota; Metazoa; Chordata; Actinopteri; Syngnathiformes; Callionymidae. Bases 123 to 734 code for a protein of 203 amino acids. The transcript has 8 exons.
UCGUUGCAGCGUCUGGACUUUACCUCAGAAGGUUGUUGUGCCCUACAGAAAACUUAACGGGACAUAUUUUUUUAUUCCACAUUUUAUCCGUUUUAUUGAAGUAAUCUAGUGAAGAAGUACAAAUGAAGACGCUCGUCAUUGGAGUUGGCGGAAUGACCAACGGAGGCAAAUCGACUCUUGCCAGGAGUUUGCAGCAGCAGAUACCCAACAGCUGUGUUAUUGCUCAAGAUGCAUUUUUCAAGGACGACAUUGUGGUUCCAGUCGACGACAGGGGGUUUAAACAAUAUGACAUGCUGGACGCUCUCCACAUGGACAAAAUGAUGAGUCAGGUGGAUUCCUGGCUGCGAGACCCAGUUUCUUUCUUGGGGGAACAAGCUCUACCAGUCGACUCUAAAGAGGAUGCGUUUGUUCUGAUCGUGGAAGGAUUCCUCAUUUUCAACCACAAGCCUUUAAACCAGCUAUUCCACAAAAGAUACUUCAUGGAAAUACCAUACAACGUGUGCAAGCAGAGGCGAAGCUCUAGAGUUUACACGCCCCCUGAUCCCCCUGGUUAUUUUGAUGGACACGUGUGGCCCAUGUAUGUUAAAAACCGGCAGGAGAUGGAGAGGGACGUGCCAGUGAUCGCACUUCUAGAUGGACUGAAGUCAAAAGAAGAACUGCUGGCUACUGUGUAUGAAGAUGUCUGUCGAGAAAUACAAAAAAUCAAGGAUGAUACGGAACGUCUAGCAGAGUAAUCCUGCCGCCGCUGCUGCUUUUGUGGACCUCAGAAAAAUCUGAAUUCAUUCCUGACUGAAAGGACACAAUUUUAUUGCAAGACUUUUUUAAAAGAACUUUUUAGUACGACAUGUGAUCUUAUCAUGUAUAUGUGAUGCUGCUACACACUUACACAGUUCACUGUUACUUUUUAUAGGACUGUUCAAUAAAGCAUUAUCAUGUUAAUUAUGUUUUUCAUUGCAGUAUAGCGGAAUAGAAUAACAGAAGACCAUUAUUCAGUGUUUAAAAUGGGUUAUCAGUAUUAUAGACAGUGAUGUGGCAUCUAUGAUAUGGUUUUUGUGAGAGGAUAUUUCCUCAUAUCUCACCAGUUGCUGGUUUUGUAAACACAAAACAGACUGUUUGUGUGGUCAGAUGACACAUACUGAACAGAACUGGACCCAGAAUCUGUCACAAAGGCCUUUGGAAUCAAAACUGCCACAAGCCUUUUUUUACACUGUAGCCAUUAGCACUGCUGCUAAAGGUCACCCUGCCCUGGCUUUUCUCUUCCAUUAUAUCAGCCCAAAAUUAUAUUUAAUAGGCGGCAGGAAGGUGUAAGAUUCGAGCCCUGCUAACUCUAGGUUGAGAGCAGACUGUGGUGUUCUCCGUGUGGAGUUUGUCUGUGCGCCCCAUGCUUGCGUGGGCUUCCCAACUCCGUCCGAGGGAUGAGGGCCAUUGAUUGCAAAAAUAUUGUUUAUUAUUAACAAAUUUGAUUGUCUGCCGUGAGAGCUUUAGCUGUUGCAGUGCAUUAUGGGGCUUGAUCAUGACUACACUUGUGGGUGAUGGCGUUACAUUCGAGUCGUUUCACCCACUCUAUGAUCUGAAGGAAGACAAAACAGAAGGAGAUGGUCGGGAGCGAAGAUGCUCUGUUGCUUCAACGCAACAUUGUUGGCCCGUAAAUAGUUUGCUAGCCAAUGAAUAGGUUUUGUGGUUAUUUGUCUUUGACUAUACCAAUCUUCAACUAAGCCCAAAGUAUCUUUCAUUUUCAGUAUGAUUCAGUAAUAGCCAUGUAUGGGAUGCUUCUGUAUGGUGUG